Haplochromis burtoni (Burton's mouthbrooder) is the source of this 3457-nucleotide messenger RNA. Its product is annotated as adhesion G-protein coupled receptor D2. The record is from RefSeq and is a predicted model, not a curated record. NCBI's taxonomy places the organism in Eukaryota, Metazoa, Chordata, Actinopteri, Cichliformes, Cichlidae. Gene Ontology annotation, cellular component: membrane. Gene Ontology annotation, molecular function: G protein-coupled receptor activity. Gene Ontology annotation, biological process: adenylate cyclase-activating G protein-coupled receptor signaling pathway; cell surface receptor signaling pathway.
GCUUCUGACAAAACAACCCGAGCUUAAGCCCAGUAAGCCACCCCCACGCUCCGCCACUGGAUAAUCAUAUGUGCGGGCCAGUUUAUUACUACCUGGAUCUGCCUGGAUCUAUUUAUAGUCUGAUCAGUGACUCAGCAGAGAAAGUGCUCUGCAGUAAAUGAUAUAAGUGCAUGUUAUGAUUUCAUGCUGUGAGUAGUCUGUGAGCAUAGCAGAAAUAUACAGCCAUGUGUCAUUAGCACAAUUUUUAAGUAUAACCAGUAAUUAAUAGCUAUGUUUUAUGAAAAUCUCCAAAGACAUGACCAACAAAAUCGUUUUCAUCCAUGAUUCAGGGAGGUAAUUAACAUGCAUUGCUGCAUGCUCAGCCCACAGCUCACCUUUGCUUUUGUAUUCCUUAAAUCCUGCAGACAGCAUGCUUCCUGGUGACUGCACUACUUCAUCUCUUAUUCAUGGCUUCUUUUUCCUGGAUGCUGGUGGAGGGCUUGCUACUGUGGAGUAAAGUCGUGUCUGUCAAUAUCAGCGAGGACCGCAGGAUGAAAGUCUACUAUGUCAUUGGCUGGGGUGUGCCUGUUCUGGUUGUUGGGGUAACCCUGGUGAUAUCCAUGGACAAAUACAAAGCAGACGAUCAUUGCUGGCUCAAUGUGAAGACCGAUACAAUCUGGGCCUUUGUGGGACCUGUGAUAUUUGUCUUGACAGUCAAUGCGGUUGUGCUGUGUCGGGUUGUCAUGGUGACUGUUUCCAGCGCUCGUCGCCGUGCUAAGAUGCUCAGUCCAAGCUCAGCAUCAAAGAUGCAGACCUAUGACCUUACCUGGGCUGUGACCCGUCCAGUUCUGAUCCUGCUGCCUGUCCUGGGUCUGACCUGGCUGUGUGGCGUGCUUGUUCAUCUGUCUGUGGUAGUUGCCUAUAUUUUCAUUGCUCUCAACUCCUUCCAGGGUCUGUACAUCUUCUUAGUCUAUGCUGUUUACAACAGUGAGGUGAGGAAUGCCAUAAAGAGGAUCAAAGAAAAGAGAAAGGCCUUAUCUUUCACGAACUGCUCCCAGCCAACCAGCUUCCUACCUUCUCAGAGGACCCCGAUCACUUCCUGGGGCCACAGCCUACCGACGACCUCCAGCCCCGAGACCAGUGAGACGUCUGUACCUGCCGGCACUACUUCCACAUCCAUGGUCAUCAAGAACGGUGGUACAGCUGACGGGGUUCAAGCCAUCAGGUUGUUGAACUACAAAUGGAGUGGAACCUAUACUCAGUAUCUACACACGCAUCUUCAUCAUCAUCAUGAUGCUGAAAAAUGGAUGAAGAUGAAGCCCCGAUGCCGUCACUGUCCUCUUCUCAGAUCUCAUCAGAAUCCGUCUGAUAGUUUACUCAUUUGAUGUCUGGCAAAUGUUGGACUGAAGAGGCUUUUAAAUCCCAGGACACGCAGUCCACACACAAAAAUGUGCUCUGUUCACUGUUGUUGCUCCAGAACAAUGUGCCCAUGUUUUUCAGUUCAAAGUGCAAAAUCAGAAGCAGGUUUUACGACCUCACACUUAACUGUGAGCAAAUCCAAUGUCCCAUAGGUGACCCGCAGCGCAGCGAUAGAUUCGAUCAUUCCAUCUUUUGCUAAUUAGAGAAAAGGGCACAAGUGCGAUGCCAGGGAUUUUUAUCCAGGUAAUUGAACAUUUUAAUUUUAAAAAAUCCAAGCAGAAUAGAGCCAACACCAAAGUGCCUAAGACUGCAGUCUCUCCACGUGACACUCGAGGCAGGCUCCAAAUCCAAAUCAGUCCCCGUAAACUCGACAGCAUUAAAAAGCAUGUUUACAGCCUGAUGCUGCUUUUCCUGACAGGCACCUGUAACCAACAGGUGUGUGCUAACUCCUCCCCCAUCAGCGUUAUCUGACAAAUACUGCGUGGGGCAGUGUGCUCCAUUUUGGUCGCAUUUAUUAGUCUGUCUUCAGCUAAGCACUAAUUAGCGCAUAUCUGUGGAUGGGGCCUGCACAGAACACCAGCACGAUCCCACCCGAAACAUUCAGGCUGCAAAAUACAGAAAACACGAGGAAGCGUGUCCAUCUUUUAUAUACAGGUGCAUAUAAUCCGACACAAAUUAGUGAUGUUUCGUUUUUGUCUCGGGAGACCUUUGAGUUUGUGGCCACUUGUUUAAAUGUCUGUAGAAAUAUUUUGUCACAGUAACCUUCACCCAAAUAACAUCAGCUCGGAGGUGUUUGGCGGUGCUCCUGUUGUCAGUCAGUUAGAGCUUUUUCCAGGUUUCUGUGAUUGCAGAUCUAAAGUACCUCCCUGAAAACUAUUCCAGGGAAUUCUGCAUCAUAUUCAGGAAACAACAGGAACAACUGGAAGCUGCUGCCAUAAUGAAUUUCUAAUACAACCAUGUGCAAGUGUCUUUGUAUAUGGGAUGGUUAUCUAAUCAUAUUUCCCAUUUAGACACAUGUAGACAUGUUGCGCGCUCUCAUUCAUUUAAAUCUCAUGCACAGUAAAUGCCAGGCUUCAUUCUGCUUCCUCCUGCCCACAAGUUCAGUGGAAAUAGCUCCGAAUCAGGCUUAGCAUUAAAGAUGAGAAAAAGGAACAGAUUCAGCGGACCACUCAGAUUAUUAAUGUGGGUUUAAUGUUCAUAAAGUAAGACUGUAGACGUACAGUUCAACAUGUGGAGUGUAAAACACAGAUUUGUACUGACCAGAUCUCAACAAACAAGUGGAGCAAUGAGUAUGUUUGUGUCUGGCUCGUGUUAUUUGCCACAGUAACUGUGUGCUCGUGUAAUUUGUUCUACAGCAACAACGGUCUCAGUAUGUGGAGGGGAAAUGAUCAAAAUACUGUUCAGAUAUCAAAGUAAGAAUUUGACAUGUUUUUAUAAAUCGUGCAUAUUUAGAGAUUAUGUAGUUGGACAGUAGAGGAAGACAGUUUCUGUUCUGGCAUCCUUAAUCGCUUAAUAUCCACCAGAUCAUUGGCGACCUGUCUGUGAUUAAAUUAACAUCUACACCUUUAAAUAGAAUUUUAUUUGAAACGCCAACAGAAGCUUUAGACAGAAACAUGUUGUUUGUCUAGUCUGCCUGUUUAGCAUGUGGCUAACAAACAAACCCUAGACAGGUCACUGAUCAGCUGGUAGAUGUUGGGAGGUUAAAAAUAUUUUUUAAAUGCAUAAAUAAAAACAUCUUUAAAAGACAUGCUACCCUUUGGAAGAACUGUCAGUAUAACUGUUGUAUAUUUCAAACCACUGACAUUCCUGUCAGGAUGUCACUCGUGUUUUACAACAUAACAUGACUGACGGGAAUAUUUCCACAGUGAGACAACGCUCUGUGCCUUUAGUGCAAAGCUGAUGAAUGUUGUGUAAAAACAGCCAACACACCAAUCGAGCUUUACUUCAUUGAUUUUUUUUAUUGGUUUGAUGCUGUUACAAUAAAAUAUAUUUAAAAAACAAAAACAGAUUUUGGUCACUCUCUCUUUGAGGAGAAAAGCACUUCAGUUUAAGACAGGAC